AUGGUCCACCUACGCCUGAACGAACGCGAGACAAACCCCAACAAACACAUAAAUUUUAUAACCGCCUUACCAGCACCGGAGAUCCCGGAGCCUUACUCACAGGAAGAUGCCCGUCAGCUCCUCCGUGCUCUUGCCGCUCAGGUUAGACCCAUCAUGAAAGGCCAUGGCUUCGCAGUUAAUAGUUUCGAAGAGUAUGAGUAUAACCGAGUGUUCGCAGGACGCAACUGGAACAAUGGCGAGACAGUCGAACUCGUCCUGAGGCGACCUGAUGGGACCUUCGUUUCUAUUCCAUGGCUCUUAAGUACACUCUGUCAUGAGCUUGCGCACAUAAAGCAUAUGAACCAUGGUCGUGAGUUCCAGAGACUGUGGACUCAACUACGAUGGGAAGUCAGAGCUUUGCAAGACAAAGGGUAUUUCGGCGAUGGCUACUGGUCAAGCGGAACAAGAGUCUCGGAUUCUGUACGGGUCGGUGGCCAGGGUGUUGAAGAUUACGAUCUACCCGAAUACGUCUGCGGAGGCGCGCAAACUCGCUCACGUCCCAAAUCCCUCGGAAGAAGACGCAUGCAUCGACGCGUCGCGGGUCCAUCAAACCAUACAGGCGCGCAAGUCGAGAAACGACGCAAACCUGGUACUAGAGUAAAGGCAAGGGGUGCGUUCAAAGGCGAGGGCCAGGCUCUGAACGCGGAUAUAAGUGAUGGAAAGGCCAGGGCAAGAGGGACUGGAUUUAGGAAACAGGCAGGAAGUAAACGCGCCCGCGAGGAACGAGCGUUAGCCGCUGAAAGAAGGUUGAAGGCUCUCAAAAUGAAACCCGAGGACAACAAACCCACUCUCGAUGAAGAAAGCGUCACAGAGAGCGACUCGGAAUACGACGAGCACGCCUUCGAACCCACGGAGACGGACGACAGUCGUAGACAGACAAUGCGAAGCUCGAUCAAGGAUGGCGAACUUAAUAGUUCCCAGCAAUUCAUGAAGGAUUUCCUCUCUGAAUUCAGCCGACCAAAAGACUCGACCGAUUCUAACGACGGCGACCUUAAAAAGGUACUUGAUGCCAUUGAGGUUUCCGAUGAUGAUGAAGACGCUUGCGAUAUUCCUUCGACAUCCAACCCGGUCAUGCCUCAAGCUCCUAAUCGAAAAGUGCUCGAUGCCAUCGAUAUUUCCGAUGAUGAAGCCACUUGCGACAUUCCUUCGAUGUCCAACCCGAUUAUGCCGCGACCUCCUAGUCCCGAUAAUAAACGGCCUACAAAACGUUUACGUAGUUCUCCACCUCCGCAACGAACAGCCGGGCCUUCCCGACCCACAAAGUCACCAAGCAAUGCAAUCAGAUUCGGUCGGAUCGCACAAGACGAAAUGACAACUCGGAAGAAAGAAGCGUUGGGAUUAACAGGUGGAAGGACGUUGGGAUCACCGUCACAAGUAAAAUCAGAUACAACAACCAAGCAUCCAACGUCCUCCAAGGACAGGCCUGUGAAUGCUGAUACCACUGGGUGGUCCUGUUUAAUAUGCACACUAGAUAACCUUCCCAAUCACCUAGCGUGUUCAGCUUGUGGAACUCCUCGCGGAGAGACCGAAUGGCAUCAAUAACAUCGCAUAUUACC
This is a messenger RNA of Fomitiporia mediterranea MF3/22, 1595 nucleotides long. RefSeq names its product WLM-domain-containing protein. The transcript has 10 exons. Bases 1 to 1581 code for a protein of 526 amino acids. Lineage: Eukaryota; Fungi; Basidiomycota; Agaricomycetes; Hymenochaetales; Hymenochaetaceae. The record is from RefSeq and is a predicted model, not a curated record.